AUGACAAACUAUCUCCUCCUGGCAGCAGCAUUAGCUGUAAUUGUCCUUUCCACAGAGGCACGUGGACCACGUGUCACUGACAAAGUUUUCUUCGAUAUGGAAGUUGGAGGAAGGCCAGUUGGAAAGAUUGUUAUUGGACUAUUUGGAGAAGUCGUGCCGAAAACUGUGAAGAACUUUGUCGAGUUGGCACAGAGACCCGAGGGCGAAGGCUAUGUUGGAAGCAAAUUCCAUCGCGUCAUCGAGAACUUUAUGAUCCAAGGAGGAGAUUUCACUCGCGGCGAUGGAACCGGCGGUCGUUCAAUCUACGGAGAGAAAUUCGAAGACGAAAACUUCAAGCUUCAACACUACGGCGCCGGAUGGUUAUCGAUGGCUAACGCCGGAGAAGACACCAAUGGAUCUCAAUUCUUCAUCACCACUGCCAAGACGUCGUGGCUCGAUGGAAAGCACGUUGUGUUUGGAAAGAUUUUGGAGGGAAUGGAUGUGGUUAGAGAGAUCGAGGCUACACCAAAAGGAGCCGGUGACCGACCAAUCGAAGAUGUGGUCAUUGCUAAUGCAGGUCAUAUUCCAGUCGAGACACCAUUCACUGUUGCUAGACAAGGAGUUAACUAA
Messenger RNA from Caenorhabditis remanei, 609 nucleotides. RefSeq lists its product as uncharacterized. Gene Ontology annotation, cellular component: intracellular membrane-bounded organelle. Gene Ontology annotation, biological process: protein folding; protein peptidyl-prolyl isomerization. The transcript has 2 exons. Lineage: Eukaryota; Metazoa; Nematoda; Chromadorea; Rhabditida; Rhabditidae. The record is from RefSeq and is a predicted model, not a curated record. Gene Ontology annotation, molecular function: peptidyl-prolyl cis-trans isomerase activity. Bases 1 to 609 code for a protein of 202 amino acids.